This is a messenger RNA of Oreochromis niloticus (Nile tilapia), 3778 nucleotides long. RefSeq names its product protein phosphatase 1 regulatory subunit 3G. Lineage: Eukaryota; Metazoa; Chordata; Actinopteri; Cichliformes; Cichlidae. Bases 153 to 851 code for a protein of 232 amino acids. Gene Ontology annotation, molecular function: protein phosphatase 1 binding; glycogen binding. Gene Ontology annotation, biological process: regulation of glycogen biosynthetic process. Gene Ontology annotation, cellular component: protein phosphatase type 1 complex. The transcript is spliced from 2 exons. The record is from RefSeq and is a predicted model, not a curated record.
UGAUGUGAGAACAGCGCACGCGCUCUGCUGUCGUCGAGGGGCGGGAGUCUGAAGACAGGUUGAGACAAGCGAGAGGACUCCUGCCGGACACGAGCGUCGGCACCUGGCAACAGCUCUCCUCCACAGACCCGUGAGAGAGCCACGGAGAGAGGAUGGAGGAGCAGGAGGAGGAGCAGGACGAGGAGGAGGAGGACCUGGACGACGAGCUGGACACGUCUCAGCUGGAGAGGUUCCUGAAGGACGGGAGGAGAGCCAAGUCCCUGCCGGCCUGCCCGGGAGGAGCCCGCGGAGCGGAGGAGGGCAGGAAGCGCGUGAAGUUCGCGGACUCCAUGGGGCUGAGCCUGGCCCGAGUGAAGCACUUCAGCUACCUGGAUGAGCCGCAGAUCCCCAGCAAGGUCCUGUCCCGGCACAGGAGCUCCCCCCUGGAGCAGCAGGACCUCCUGAGCCACAGCUUCGCCGCCGGCUUGCGCCCGGACCGACCGCUUGCGUGCCUCCCGGAGCUCCGGGACACGGAGCAGAGAGUCCGGCGGCUCCGGGUCUGCCUAGAACGGCUCGCCGCGACGCAGCUGGACGUGCGCGGGCACGUGCGGGUCCUGAGCGGCUGCGCCACCGGCAGGGAGGUCGGAGUGAGGUACACCUUCAACGACUGGCUGUCCCACAUGGACGCGCAGGCGGUGCCCGUGGCCGUGGCCGAACAGGGCUUGGUGGGGGUGCGCUUCACCUUCACCGUGUACAUCCCGCCCCUCGCAGACCCCGGCUCCGCCGUGCACCUCGCCGUUUACCUGAAGUGCGUGGAGGGGGAGUUCUGGGACAACAACGAGGGGCAGAACUACACCGUCAGGUACCGCUGAGUGCCCGGCCUUUGUCAGCGCCCCCUUCCACGCCACCUGAGCGGUUCCUGCGUGUGUGACAGCGUGUGACAGCAUGUGACAGCGUGUGACAGCGUGUGACGUGAGUGGCUGUGUCCUCCGUGUGGCGCUGCCGAGCUGUCAGUUUAUCAGUGCAGCUGCUUCCUCUCAGCCUUCAUCUCUGAAUGCUGAUGAGCUCCAACAUCUCUGCUUCAGCCCAGAGGAAUCCCAGCAUUUCAACAGGAAGCGACACUUCAAAAUAAAAGCCACAGCCUUUUAUAACUGAGAAUGAUUUAAAGUUGUGAUUUCUGACCUUACCUGUAUUUCUGCACGUUCAUCCUCCAAACCAUUUAAAUAGAUUUCUGUUUUGAUCGUCUCAUUUUGAGAAGCUGCCAGGGAGCCAUGCAGCUCCACUGUUCCCCACAUUCCACAAAAAACCCUCAAAUAACUUGAACUCUUUCCUGUGACCUCGUGUGACCUCCUGAUACCUCAGCUCGUGUUCCCACCAUGAUUUCAUAAACAAGUACAGCAGGUGUAAGAUGACCAACGAGCACGAAUACCUCACGAGUCUAAAAUAACUGAGACAAAACGUCCACUCGUUUCUUUAAAGCCUUCAGCAUCCACAACAAGAUGUUUUAAAGAGCAGAGGAAUGUCAGGAAGUUCUGGUAUCAGAAGGAAAACACGGAGCGUGAUCGGAGUCACUGACAGACACAACGAGUCCCGAUCAGAGUCUGCUCCUAGAGCUCGUCGUCCUCAUAGAGGAGGGAAUUACUCCAGCAUGGAGGUUUUGAUGCUCUGUGCUCGGUGAAUUGUAAUGACAGAGACUGAGGUGUGGGCCAAGCUGCUUUCUGAUCAUGUGUUUAGUAAACAGAUGCUUCAACAGCCUCAGACUGAAACAUCUGGCUGUUUGUUCCCAUGAUGGACAGCAAGUUUGACACUCCCAGGUUAGGAUUGGAGCGGCUGCCGCACCGAUCCUUCCAGGUCGCUGCGCUCGGUUAAUCAGCUUCAGCUGAGACCACAGCAGACCCUGUUUGGAAAAACCCUCUGAGAGUGAUCCACGAGCUGAAGCACCGAUGCUGACCGGACGUACCUGGAUAAGAGGAAGCCGAGGAAGAAGCAGACGGAUGGGAUCGUAAAGAGAGGAACAGAAGAAGAGUGCGGAGAUGCCUCUGCUCUCUGAACAGCGUUUCAGAAGCUUCAGUGAAAACCACGAAAGCAGCUGAAACAGCUUUGUGUGGCUCGUUGCCCACGAGGAUGACGGCUAGCUGAAUGUUUGUGUGAUAAUAACUGUGUGCUUCUCUGCUGAUUUACAGUUGGAGUGUUUUUGUCCUGCUGCCGCUCCAAACGCCCAAAAAGUCGAUUCUGUUCAUCUGGACGAUUAGCUGGAGGAUAAUGAUGAUGAUGAUGAUGAACACAGCGUCCAGAUAAACACAGUGAACUUUUGGGGAAUCCUGGUGUUUUUUCUGCCAUAUUCAAAUAUUUAGUGCCGGUCACAUGACCCGAUCACGUGUCUCUGUAAAUCAGGACUCAAACAGCCGUGACUACGGCCGUGACAGAAGCUGUGCGAUCCCACGAACGCUGCUGCUGGUCUGGAGAUCCUUGACACCGUCACAUCCGUCACAUCCAUCACGUCUGCUGCUUUUCUUUAAACAAGGUCUCAUGUUUGCGAUCUGGCCUUGCAAAGGCACUUUGAAUAAAUCUCAGUUAGACAAACUCAACGUCUGAAUGUUUUUAUUCAAUAAUUUCCUGCAAACACAGCAGCAUGAAAUAAAAAACGGCAGUAAAUCUGACCUCGACUGCGACUGUACGUAGAAGAUGGACGUGUGCGUCGGUCUGAAUGAGUCAGCUGCAUGUAGCAGCCAGGCUGUGGGAAAACGAGCUGCUUCUCUCUUCAUUUUUAACCUCAGUAAAAUCUUCCUGAUGGUCUCAGUCUACAGUUUUACUCUUGUUUAGAUUUUGUCCCAAUUCAGGGUCAAAUGAUUUAGGGUGUGGCUACUCUGUGAUUGACAGCGUCCUGCUAUUUCUUACAUGAACACAUUGGCUGGGUCCAUCUUUUAUGUACAGGCUCUUCAGGCAGUCUGAGAGGCGUUACGAUUGGACGGCAAAUUCUGGAACAUUUUCAGAGAUCAUGUUUUUAAUCUUCCGCUUAUUACUCUGUGGAUCAUUUUUCAAAGUGUUCAAACAGAAGCUUUGAGUGUGUGUGGUCUCAAACAGGCUGAUAAUUAAAGUUACAGCACAUGAACGCUGAGAUCAGACUCACAGUUUCAAAACUGGACUCUGGUUCCUGCUCAAUAAUUACACAACAGUUAAGUGGACUCAUUCUGCUGCUCCUCGUCCUCCUGUCAUACUUCCUGUCCUGGAAAAGCUUUUAAUAAUGACGUCUGUGAGUGAGCUCUAAAGGCCCCGUUUACCACACUUUCUCUACUUUUGGGUCUCUCUGAUGUCACAGAGAGGAACUUGUAUGGUCAUCUCAGGAACAGAAGCUCCACCCACCUGUUGUUCAAAUCAGCCAAUCAGAAUAAAUCUAGUUAAAGGUAUUUUUCACCACCAGGGGGCAGUGUUAAGAUGUGUGUGUUCACGUUUUUGGAUGUCUUUUUUUAUUUGACUAAAAAAAAAAUGAUGGAAAUGAGCAGAACAGGUCCACUUUAACAGGUGAGUGUCAUGGCGGCUGUGACGCAGUCACAUGAUGCGUCGUUAGCUGCUGAUUGCAUGUUUAAAAUUUUAUUUACAUUCAGAUACAAACAUAUAAAAAGUUCUAACAAAUUAUACAUCUGCUGCAUUUCUACACAAUUUCAGAGCACGAGGUGUCGCUGCGGCGCCCGUUGUCACGGUGAAUUCAACAAUGUAAAUUACUUCAUUAACAUAAUGCCACGUGAUUGGUUGAUAGGUUAAACAGGAUGAAAUGAAUUACAGGGUCAUUACUGGCGUA